AUGCGGAUCGUGCUCUCCUUUGUACUAGCGUCAGCGGUUCAAGCCGCAGUGUCGUGUGGGUUUGACACGUUCAACUACACUGAAACGACCAUCGACAAGCUGCAAGACGCUAUCGUCAGCAAGCAGCUCAGUGCCGAGGAAAUCGUUCAGCAUUAUUUGGACGUGAUUGAUCAACUCAACCACAACGGCCCACAACUCAACGCUGUGAUCGAGACGAGCCCCACCGCGUUGGCCCAGGCCAUCGCCCAAGACCGCAAUGGCACCCGCAGCGGCCUGCUCCACGGCAUCCCCAUCCUCAUCAAGGACAACAUCGCGACCACGGACGACGGCUUAACCGCGUGCGCCGGGUCAUUUGCGAUGGAGGGGAACAUCGCCCCCCGCGACGCCUUCCUCGUCCAGAAACUCCGCGCGGCCGGGGCGAUUGUCCUCGGGCAUGCCAAUAUGGUUGAGUGGGCCAACUGGCGCACCCUCACGGAGUCGUGCUCGCGGUGGUAUCACCAAGAAUCCGUACGUGCUGACCGCGCGCACAACCGGUUCGUCGUCUGGCUCGGGCUCGACGGUGGCGGCCAACAUGAUUCCUGUUGCUUCGACCCGACUGACCCCGCCUCCAAGGACGCCCCCGUGCCCAAGUACUCGCAAAUGUACAACGCCCUGACGUCGUUCAAGAACAUUCGGGUGGCGAUUUCCAAAGAAGCACAUGACAAAACCAAAAACAAGCUCCUUUCCCAGGCGCAUAUCGAUGCGUUUAACCAGGGGGUGGGGAAAUUGAAAACGCUCGGCGCCGACAUCGUGUACGCGCCUGUUGUCCGGCGAAAACCAGGAACAAGGGACUUCAACCAAGUAGAUUACAUUUAG
This is a messenger RNA of Aphanomyces astaci, 855 nucleotides long. RefSeq lists its product as hypothetical. Bases 1 to 855 code for a protein of 284 amino acids. The record is from RefSeq and is a predicted model, not a curated record. The transcript is spliced from 4 exons. NCBI's taxonomy places the organism in Eukaryota, Oomycota, Saprolegniomycetes, Saprolegniales, Verrucalvaceae.